This is a messenger RNA of Camelina sativa (false flax), 564 nucleotides long. NCBI's taxonomy places the organism in Eukaryota, Viridiplantae, Streptophyta, Magnoliopsida, Brassicales, Brassicaceae. The record is from RefSeq and is a predicted model, not a curated record.
GGUCCUUAUGCUCCCCACUCAAUGCCCUAUGAUUACCACAACCGUGGACCGUAUUCAUCUCAAGGUUCACAUUACAAUUCUCCCGGUUACGGUGGUUAUCCUCCACAGCAUAUGCCCCCUAGAGGUGGAUAUAAUGCUGGCUGGGACCAAAGACCUCCACCUUCUGGUCCUUACGAUUAUUAUGGUAGACAAGGAGCUCAAACCUCUGGUCCAGUUCCACCUCCUGACCAUGCACCUUCUCCUGCCUUGGGUGGUCACCCUCCUUCCCAAGUAAGUUAUGGUUACGGUCAGAGUCACGGCCAAGAGUAUGGACAUGCUGCUCCUUACUCCCAGACCGGUCAUCAGCAGACUUAUGGGCAGAUGUAUGAACAGCCCAAGUAUGACAAUAAUCCUCCGAUGCAGCCUCCUUAUGGAGCUUCAUACCCACCAGUGGGUGGUGCUCAGCCAGGCUAUUCACAAAUGCAGCAACCUGGUGGUAGGCCUUAUGGUAUGCAACAAGGUCCAGUCCAGCAAGGAUAUGGGCCUCCACGGCCUGCAGCGGCAACUCCUUCCGGUGAUGUUCCU